Gaeumannomyces tritici R3-111a-1 is the source of this 853-nucleotide messenger RNA. Its product is annotated as vacuolar ATPase assembly integral membrane protein VMA21. The record is from RefSeq and is a predicted model, not a curated record. NCBI's taxonomy places the organism in Eukaryota, Fungi, Ascomycota, Sordariomycetes, Magnaporthales, Magnaporthaceae. Gene Ontology annotation, cellular component: endoplasmic reticulum membrane. The transcript is spliced from 3 exons. Gene Ontology annotation, biological process: vacuolar proton-transporting V-type ATPase complex assembly. The coding region runs from base 138 to 470 and encodes 110 amino acids.
CUGAACUUCACACAUCACGGCCGCCUCUAUCUGCCGCAAAAUACACCAGAUACCGAGGAAUUGUUCAGGGCCACGCAAAUCCCCCAGGCUCUAAUUGUUCAUUUCGCUCGACAGCAUUGUCGUGAGCGCUUCCCAAAAUGGCGACGAGAAGAAUCGUGGCGUCGGAGAAGACAGUCCUGGAGAAGGAUGACCACAUCGGCGCCAGCCCGGCCGCGGGCGAGAAGUCGGACACGACCCCCGCCGUGCCCUUUGAUGUUAUCGUGAAGCUCCUGGCAUUCACCUUUGCCAUGAUCGUCGUGCCAAUCGGCUCCUACUUUGCCACCGUCAACAACGUGUUCAGUGGCAACUCUACAUAUGCUGGAGCCCUGGCUGCUAUCAUGGCGAACGUGGUCUUGAUUGCCUAUGUUGUCGUGGCCAUGAACGAGGAUCAGUCGGAGCAGCUAGAAAGGGAAGCGAAGAAGAAGAGCUGAAACAUCGGCCAGAUGCCGCCCUGCGUUGCUUUCGGGUCUUCCUUUUGGCUACAUCUGCUGCUAUGCCGGUUGACUGUACACCUUGUUUUUAUGGAAUCCCCGGAUUGAACAGAGUGGCUAGGCUUCCGUGACCAUGUUUUUACAUCACAACGGGAUGGGCCAGAUCAUUGGUAUUCGAUAGACUGUGAAGGACCGAGGACAUGCAGAGUCGGCGCUUCCAGUACUUGUCUCCUCGCUUACUAUGACGAUCACAAAAAUCUACAGUUGGGCCUGUAGCUCGCCUUUUUCUAUAUGCACCCUCCCCCUGUAUCAUUUGCUCUAUUUUUCCCCAUCUUGCCUGUGCACUUCUCUACCCCUUUCCUUGAUUCGACAUCCCUUCCCAC